This is a messenger RNA of Caenorhabditis auriculariae, 2787 nucleotides long. Lineage: Eukaryota; Metazoa; Nematoda; Chromadorea; Rhabditida; Rhabditidae. The record is from the annotation of a GenBank genome assembly.
AUGGAGCUGAUUGACAAAACCGUUGAGCUCCGGGGCAGCCAGAUCCUCAACAUGCGGACCUACCAUGAGGUCGUGUGCCAGCGUCGCAUCAUGGCCGUCGCCACUAUUUUGGCUUGGGUUCGUUCCGUUUUGCUAUUUCAGUUCAUUCACAUCAUUCAUAGGCGGUUUUUGGAGAUUUUAAAAAGUGUGAAAGCAAAUAAUCUCUAUCUAAGCUUGUAAGAUUUGGCGUUAAAAUGAUAUCAAUUUUUUUUGAAUUUGCAAAGUGCUACUGGCGGCUGAAAAAAGUCUUUUUAAUCUGUUGAAAUUUCACUUAUCCUCUAAAGCUUCACACUAUUUUUUUCAAGCUCAGAGUGAAAUAUAAGUCUAAAAAAAUGAACCACCGGAUGGAUAAUCCUUCGAAACCGUUUAGCAAUUUUUUUUAUGAUGAAGAUGAGUGCAAUAAUUUUGUUCUCAAGAAAUUUUUGAAAGAUGCUGAAUUCUCUCGUUCCCUUUUUCAUUUUUUUUCCAUAUUUUUAUCAUGAGAUUCAGUAUUCGAAAAAAAAUCGCUCAGUUCUGUAAUUUAUACAGCUUGAGAAAGAGUGUUUGUAAGAAGAAAAAAGCUGUUGUCUAACUGAAAAAGUCAAAAAAAUAGAUUUACAUGCUGGAACCGAAUAACAAUUCUUGAAUCUUGUAACGUGUUUUUAGAUACCAGGUGGGAUUUGUUUACGGACUGCUAGGUUUUAUGAUCACGCUUUAAACUGAUAAUUGUCUCCAAUUUAUCUCCUGAAUCUUCUUCACGGAAUCUUUUUCUCUCGAACGCAAGAAUCGAGUAAUCAAAAUCAAGGAAGAACAUUUUCAAGUUCUGAGACAGAAAGAUUUUUCCAGGUCGGAGCGGUCUUAUUGAUUGUCGCUCUAGCAACGACAAACUGGGCCAUCAUUGAGUUCAUGAAUACCGAUUACCACAUGGUAAAAGUUGAACUUGGCGUUUGGGGGGAAUGGCGAACUCUUGAUAACUUUAAAAAGAAAGCAGGUUGGUUCUGAAUCUGAAGCAAUAAAAAAGAACUUGAUUCUUUUCGACAAAAUUUGGUCGCAUGUGGAAUGGUUGAAAGCUUUGAAUCGGCUGUUGCAAGAUUACACAACUGAAACCUCGAGUGUAAAUUAUUUUAUGCGCUUUGAGCCAUUUCAUGUGCAGCGGCGGCGUCCCGAAGAUUCAUAGAAAUCAGCAAAGUGCUCAUUUUAAUUACUGACCAUAACGACUAGAACUUGCAGUUGAAUGGAUUCCGCAUUUUCCAUCUCCGCCAGAGAGCAUCUUGAGAUUGGCAGACGCAGACCUUAAACGUGAGCUUGCACUUUUUUUUUGCGUUUUUGAAAAAUCCGGUAAUCAUCGAGCUUUUUUGUUUUCAACAAAGAAAAAGAAUUUGUCAAAUAUUUGCCUGAAAGCAUCGGUUGUGAUCAGUGAGAAGGAUUCCCAGGAGGUAAGUGGUCCAAGAAGACUUAACGAAAAAUUCCUCCAUAAGUGAUCGAAAGUUUUUUGAAUGCCUUCCUUUCGAAAAAAAUAAUCAAAAGAUCAUCCAUUUUUUUCGCGUGACUUUAAAAUGUGGAGAAAAUUUUUCAACGGUAGCUGCUGGAUGGAAAACGGCGCCCCUGAGGCUGGUGAAAUAAGACAAACAUCGGCCGCCGCUAAUCAAUCACCUGGGAUUCCCACAAAUCUGGCCAACUUCCAAAGUUUUUUUUGCGCCUCAAGUGCGAAGUGUGUAAAUAAGAAAGGCGAAACAGAUGCAUCUCUAAAAAUUUCUGUUUACUUUUUAAAAAGUCUUCUCAUGAGAAGAUUUUGGCGGCUUCGACUUUGAGAAAUAUGAAGAAAAAAAUGAGAAAAAAGAUGUGAAAAAGGGAAUUUCGAUGAUUAAUUUUUUUUGCAGAUUACUAUCGUUCGCAGGCGGCUAUUGGAGUGAUUGCUUUGAUUAUCCUUUUGUCCACGAAUCUUCUGGCCCUGUACACUUUCUACCAUCACCGAUAUAUGUACAAAAGAGCUGUGGCUUGUCUUUACUUCGUUGUCGGUAGGUCAUUAUUCGUUACAAUCAAUAAUAGAAAACAGAAAAAAAGGUUUUCAGUGAUUUUAUCAAGUCACGUAAAACUUUUGCGUGUAUCAUUUUGUAUUGGCUUUUUACAUAGAUUAUUUACUUCUAGGACGCCCCGAUAACUUAGCGUUAAUACACCUUCUAAGGUUUUAGGAAGUUACUGUUGCCCAUAAACACAAGCUAAUUGGGAAAAAAAAAUGUUCUUCCUAAUCCCUCCAAUAAAUCGAUAAACAAAAAACUCGUAAGAAGCGUUUUUCAGCAAUGGCAAUUGUUGUGACAAUCGAAAUUUUGUCAAACAGCAUUGACGAGUGGAAUCGCAGCGUCGGAAAAUCAGAUGCGGUAAGCUCCACUGACUUUCAAGUAACAAAAUACCAUAAGAUAAUGUUGUCAUGAACUUAUGCGAAUGAUGAGAAAGUCGAAAAUCUUCGUCUCUCUCAUUCGAAAAUAUUUUUUUAUCUCAAAAAUAAUCAAUUUUCCGAUGGAUCCUGUCACUAGGUGACAUUUAAUCGAUGCAUCUUUCGAUGUUAACAUGAAUGAUUUGCAGGAAAAUUCGUUCAACUACGACGCCGGCAAGUCUAUGGGCUACUCGACUCGGUUGGCCCAAGCAGUCGUGGGAAUCUGCAUUUUCGCCGCCAUCGUCUUUGCUUGGGCUUCCCACAAGCAGAAGGGAGAUCACGCUGCAACUGCUGAACUCGAAAUCGAAGAUCGGCCAAUUCAUAUGGGCCGAUAA